AGAUAGAGUUUCAUUAUCCACUUUAGCCUGCAGCUCAAGCAUCUAAAACCCAGACAGUGAAAGGGAAUCAACCAAUCAACAUUUUCAUAUAUGUACACACAAACACCUUAUGUAGCUUCCAAGGAAACCAAAAAACAAAAAAACAAAAACUAGCUAUGAACACAGAAUGGGAAAUGGAUUUGGAUCGAAAGCAAACGUUUUUCAAAUGCACAAAGUGGCAGUUUGAAGACACACUCGAUCCCAUAAACUGCCCUUUCCACUACUUCUGCGACAGCCUCUACCCCGGAGACUACCCUGAAAUCAUCGACGUUCUAGUUUUCUUCUUCGUCACGUUUUCUUACUUGACGACGUUACUCGCCGUCUUAAGGAAAGUACUAUCAAGAACAAGAAGAGGAGGAGAAGACGAUGGUGUCGAUGAUGAUGAUAAUGAUAAAGCGAAAAGGUACUUACUCCUAUCAGGUCCAAUCUCUCUUCCUCUGAUCCUCCUGAUCCUCGCAAAAGGUCAAAGAAUCAACACCCUUUUCCCCAUUUCCAUCUUCGGACCAGCGAUCCUGCAGCUAGUCCAGCUCUCUGUGCUUAUAUUCGAGAACAACAUCGAAAAAGAAGCGAGCUUCGUCUUCUUCGAAGCCUCAACUAUCUCCGGUGUUCUCCACGCGAGUCUCUACUUAGACGCCGUGAUUCUCCCUUACUACACAGGAUACGAUGCUCUGGUGACUUCGACGUUCUCCGGAGUCUGCAAGUCUUGCAUCUGCAAGAAAGAGCCGUUGACGGUGGGUGGGAAGAUCGUUGCUUACAGGGGAUGGUCUAGCACGUCGUUUUUGUUGGUUGGUGUGUUGUGUUUGAGGAUUAUAUGCAAAUUAUGCAGAGAAGAAGCAAAGAGGAAGAAAGUUUUUGUGAUUAAGAAUGCGGUGGAAGGGUUGGCGUGGGUUGUUCUGAUACGAGAUUGCGUGUACUUGGCGGUUAUGUCUCCUGUUGAAGAGCCGGUCUUGUUUAGGGUGUAUGUGUUUGGUUCUGUUCUCAUGUUGAUAUGUGUUCAUGUAAUCACACAAGUGUGUUGUUUGGUUAGAUGGAGGCAGAGUAAAAAGACAACAAACACUUGACCAUUUCAAAAUU
This is a messenger RNA of Raphanus sativus (radish), 1113 nucleotides long. RefSeq lists its product as uncharacterized. Bases 156 to 1100 code for a protein of 314 amino acids. The transcript has a single exon. The record is from RefSeq and is a predicted model, not a curated record. Lineage: Eukaryota; Viridiplantae; Streptophyta; Magnoliopsida; Brassicales; Brassicaceae.